GAUGAAGAAGGUGGUUUAAAGAAUGAGAUGACAGGAGAUCAAGGAGAAGAACUUUCUAAUCAACCAAAGAAGGGAAAGGAGAAGAAAAAGAAGAGAAAUGCAUUUAAUGAAGAUGAUUUACUUGAGGAAAUGGCAGCUCUACAGGUUGAAUCAGGAGGUGGGCAACCGACCGAAGAGACAACUGAUACACCAGUGCCAGACCCACAACCAGCAGGCAAACAGAAAACUAGAGGUGGUAAGAAAGGAAAGAAGGGCUGGGAUGAGGAUGAGCUAAUGGCUGAGGUUGCUGCCAUUGAAUCAGCUGGUAAAGGAUCAGGAAAGAAGAAAGAAAAGGAAACUGUGGAAAACCAAAAAGAAACAGAGAUUUCCAUGGAAACUAAUGAUACAGUUCCUGAGCAGAGCCAGCCCACUGGCAAGAAAGGAAAGAAAAAGAAAGGAAAGGCAAAAGAUUGGAAUGAAGAUGAACUUCUUGAAGACAUGGCCGCAUUGGAGGAGGAAAAACCCCUUCCUAGUGAAACCAAAACCCAAGAAGUUCCAAAGAAAGAGGCUCUAGAUGGCCAAGAUGAUGAGGAGGAUUCCGGCCCAGUCAUGAAGACCGCUGCUCAGAAGAAAGCUGAGAAGAAAGAACGAGAGAAGAAGAAGAAGGAGGCACAGCGAGAGGAAGCAAGGAGGAAAAAGCAGAAAGAACAAGCCAAAGAAUCAGAGAAAUCAGUGGACGUCAAUGAAGAUGAUGAAGGUGCUAAACAUAAAGAAGGGGAAGGGGAGCCUCAAGAAGAUGAGGGAGAUGAAGCGGAGGAAGAGAGUGGAAAGAAGAAAAAGAAGAAGAAGGGGAAGAAGGGUGAGGAAGAUGAGAAAAAGAAGAAGCCUGGCAAAGGACAACUGAAACUGAUGCAGGAAGCUCUCAAGAAGAUGAAAGAAGAAGAGGAGAGAUUAAAAGCAGAAGAGGAAGCUAAACAGAAAGCUGCAGAAGAAGCAGAAAAUCAGAGACUUGAAAAGAUUAGGUUAGAGAAGGAGAGGAAAGAGAGGCAGAAACAAAAGAAAAAGGAAAGAAUAGAGCAGAUGAAAUUGGACGGUACUUACCUGACUCCAAAAGAAAAAGAGAAGAAACGUCGAGCGGAGGAGAUGUUGAGGGCUAUGAAAGAACAGGGUUUGGCCAUCCCUACCAAAGGCAGCGAAGAAACUAGGGUUCUCUACGGCAAACGAGACAGAAGGAAAAAGAAACAAGAUGUCCAAUCUUCAAAAGAAAACAAUAAUCAAGAACCAGUGGAAGAGGAGAAAUCUGAAGAACAGUUGACUGAUUCUACAUCUGCUGAGAAUGAGAAAGGAGAGAAGGAGGAAGAAGAGAAGACCGAUAAUGAGGUCAAAGAUUCUUGGGAUGCAGAGGAUGAUGUAGCUGAUAACUGGGAUGAAGAUAGUGAUGAGGAGAAAAAGGAAGAUGAAGCAGAGGAAGAAGCCGAUAAAAUACCCAAAGCCAAUAUCACCAUCAAAUCACAAGAGAUCAAAGAGGAUGAAGAGGAGAGUGAAGAAGAAAGUGAAGAAGAGGAAGAAAGCAGUGAAGAAGAUGAGGAGGAGGAAGAAUCUGAGAGUGAUGUCGAUGAGAGCGAUGAUGAGAUGAGCAAAGAAGAGAAGAUAAGGCAUAGAGCUAUGCAGAGGAUAGAGAAACGUAGGGAAGAGGCUGAAAAGCGAAGGUCAACGGAUCAUCUGAGAUCUCCUGUAGUGUGUGUCUUGGGUCACGUAGAUACCGGUAAAACCAAGAUCUUAGACAAGAUCCGUCAUAGUAAUGUACAAGAUGGAGAGGCUGGAGGCAUUACUCAACAGAUAGGUGCUACCAUGGUCCCUCAACAGGCUAUACAAGAUCAAACUAAGAUGUGUAGAGAGUUUGUCAAAGAAGAAAUGAAGAUUCCUGGUCUUCUUAUCAUCGACACACCUGGUCACGAGUCUUUCAGCAAUCUCAGAUCAAGGGGGUCAUCGCUAUGUGACAUCGCUAUCCUAGUCGUUGACAUCAUGCACGGUCUGGAGCCUCAGACGAUAGAAUCAAUCAACCUCUUGAAGCAACGCAAGACACCUUUCAUAGUAGCCCUUAAUAAGAUUGAUAGGUUAUUUGAAUGGAAGACCAGUCCCAAUACAGAUGUGACUAACACAAUCAAGAAACAGAAGAGAAAUACUAGGGAUGAGUUUGAAGAAAGAACAAGAAAUAUCAUCACAGAGUUUGCUGAGCAGGGUUUGAAUGCUGCCCUCUUCAAUGACAACCCAGAUUCUAAGACGUACAUCUCCCUCGUCCCUACGUCUGCUCAUUCUGGAGACGGUAUGGGAAACCUUAUCUCACUAAUCGUCACUCUCAGUCAGACGUUACUUGCAAAGAGACUAGCCUUCUCAGAGAUGCUGCAAGUUACCACAUUAGAGGUGAAAUCACUACCUGGUCUUGGUACAACGAUAGAUGUAGUUCUGGUGAAUGGAACACUAAAAGAAGGAGAUACGAUAGUAGUAGCUGGUCAGGAAGGUCCUAUCGUAUCCCAGGUCAGAGGGUUAUUAAUGCCACAGCCUCUUAAGGAACUCAGAGUCAAGAAUCAGUAUGUGAAACAUAAAGAGAUCAAAGGAGCCCAAGGAGUGAAGGUAUUAGCCAAGGAUCUAGAGAAAGCUAUGGCUGGACUUCCUAUGUUAGUAGCUGAACAUCCUGAUGAAAUAGAGAUCCAUAAGGAAGAAGUAUCACGCCUCCUGAAAGCUGCACUGACAAGCAUCAAGCUCACUGAGAGGGGAGUCUAUGUCCAAGCUUCAACACUUGGCUCUCUUGAAGCUCUCCUUGAAUUCCUCAGGACUUCCAAAAUUCCAUACUCUGGUAUCAACAUUGGUCCAGUUCACAAGAAAGAUGUCAUGAAGGCAUCAGUCAUGCUGGAACACGACAGUCAGUACGCCGUCAUCCUGGCCUUUGACAUCAAAGUAGAACGCGAUGCCCAGGAGCUGGCCGACCGUGAGAACAUCAAAAUCUUCCAAGCCGAUAUCAUCUACCAUCUCUUUGAUCGAUUCAUGGCUUACCGUGAAGAAUUAAAGAAGAGGAAUAAGGAACAAUACAAACAUAUAGCCGUCUUCCCCUGCAAGUUACGAGUCCUUCCUCAACACAUCUUCAAUGCAAGAAAUCCCAUUGUCAUAGGGGUGUCUAUUGAGGGCGGUAUUGUCAAGCAAGGCACUCCGAUCAUUGUUCCUUCAAAAGAAAACUGUGAGAUUGGUGUUAUAAGCAGCCUGGAACUGAAUCAUAAGAUGGUUGAUACAGCUCGCAAGGGACAAGAGGUCUGCGUUAAGAUAGAAAAUGUUUCUGGUGACGCCCCUAAGAUGUACGGAAGACACUUUGAUCACAACGAUCUCCUCGUUAGCAAGAUCAGCAGAGAAUCAAUAGACGCUGUCAAGACCUACUUCAGGGAUGAGUUAGAGAAACCUGAUUGGCUUGUGAUGAUCGAACUCAAGAAGAUGCUAGGAAUAUUGUGAGAUCAAUUCAUCUACAAACCUUUGACAGUUCAGAACUCUACCACAAGUCCUUAAUCGGGACUUCCUAACAGCAUUGGUUGAAUGGAAAGACUGUGCAUGAUUCAUUGAGAUACAUCAGAACGGGUUUGUUGCAGUGAGAGAUAUGGAACAUUGUGGAUGAAAGGAUGUCGUGUGCUACAAAGCCUUAGACUUGCACAGAAAAGGAGAAUAGUGAAGCCCUUUUGUCUGUUGAGAGCAAGACAGUAAGUUCGCUAUUCUAAUUUGAAUGAAAGAUAGUUUUUAAAAUCAUGUGGGAUCAAUAUGGUAUUGGAUCAAUUAAUUUCUUGACCAUGGAUCUAUUAACAGACAUCUUGGAUGCCAAGACUCCACAUUUGGAUGUAUGCUACCAUCUUGUGAAAUCAGUAGCAGUCAGUCAUCAAGAAAUAAAAAAGCAAAAUGAAAUUCCAUUUCCUGAAAGACUUAAGCAUCAGCCUUCAUGGGAACUUUGACACCAUUCCAGGUGAUGCUUCAUAAAGACUUAUAAUAACAAAUGCACAAAAAAUUCACUAUCAGCCAAUCAUAUUAAAAGGUUUCACUGGCCCUAAACUGUCAUUGAAAUUGUUUUAUUGUGACAAGUUUUAUGAAACAGGUCCCUGGUGUUUACCCAGUAACAGACUUUGUCCAUCAUCCAUAGUGGGACUGAGUUUUAUGACUGACAGAUGUUCUCUAUAUUCCCCCCAUUGCCUCAUUGUCAUCUCAAUUUCCCUGGCCCAAUAAUGCCCAAAGUAGAUCAUCAAUUUCUGCUGUGGCAAAGCUUCUUUUAGCUUUGCCCCAAAGAUGUAGUUCCAUUGUGAUUUUCACAAGGUCUUGUGUUAUCUCAUCAAAAUUCACGACUAACAUGGAAGCUCAUGACUUAGUGCUUAUUAGAGACCAUGGCAAAGUUACACAAAGGUUUGUCAUCAAUCUCACAAUCGCUAUGACAAUCCAGAUUGACAUAUGGGGAAAUGAGUCAUACAGUCAUAGGGAUUGAUCCUUAAAGCUUUACUCAUGGCAGUACUCAUGACUGGAUCUUGUAUUUUGGUGCUAUCAAAUUCUCAAUCUUUGUAAAUUCCAUCAGUUGAGGAGGUAUGAGAUUUGUAGAUUAUGAAAACCCAAAUACACACGUACACACAUAUUCUGUUUCAGCUUUGAUUGACAAUCAGACUUCUCUUUAUUAUUCCAAUCCCUCCGACCGGUUUCAGUAAAUCCAGAUUGGCACCUUCAGACUAGACUAGUCUGGUUGUGUGGAAAAUCUAUUUUAAUGAAUCAUCAUCGAUUGAUUGGAAGUUUUAAUGAUAUGAUUGCCAUUUUUGUGUAUUAGAUUUUGACUUUUUUUCCUAUCAAAUUUAUUUAUUAUUGUUUCAUUCUGAGCUACAUGUUGUACUCGCUGAUAAGAUCUCCAAUAUAUGAGUCUGAUAUGAGAGACUAAAAAUGGCAAUUUUUGUGUGCAUUGUAUGUUGACAUGUCAUUCCCGAAGGUUCAAAAUAAGUACGAAUAUGUCUAUUUUCGAUUUAGACUUUUUCUCCUAUCAAAUUUAUUUAUUUUCUCCCUUUAAUUCCCUCAUUUGUUAUUGUGCAUGAAUGUGUAUAUUAAAAUGACAAACUUUUAGUUUAACUAAAGAGAUUAUUGCAUUAUAAUUAGAGAUAGUGGCAAGUAUACUAAGUAGACUAUAUUUUAAACUUCCUUUCACUACAAAAACUUGAAGAUUACAUUUCAAAAAUGUUACUUACACACAUAUCUUCAAGAGAUAAUGAGUUUUGUCAAAAGAGAGAGAGAUUUUCUUCUCAAUUCUUAAACAUUCUGCUAAUAUACUAUAUGUGUUUAUGAGAAUCGGAUAUAAGAAUUUAUGUUUUCGUUGUAUACCUAAACAUGCUCCAGGGAUGUGUUUUCGCAAAGAAAUUGCAACCAACUAUGGCAGGCCAGUUUGCUUUCACAAUCAGGCUCAUCAGCAGAUGUUCAAAUUUUUGUUAUGACCAAUGGUGAAAACAAGCGGUGGCAUGAAUGGCUACUAUACAUGUAGUUAGUUGGAUUUUGGUUGAUUUCAAUCUUUGUGAAACAGACUCCGAUGUUGCAUAUUUACCGACACCUGCAAUUACUCUGGUCUGUACUCACACCCACUUUGACUAUGUAGAAAAUCAGAAGCCUUUUAUAAACAUAAAAGAUGAUAAUCAAUGGUAGAGUUGAUAAAGUCAUUUACAACACUGAGCAUAAAUUACAAUUGAUUGUUGAUAUUGAUUGUAUCACCACAUGGUUUAGGGCUCUGUAACACAAAGAUUAGCAAUUAAUCAUUAAUAUGAAAGAACAAAUCUGAUUGGUUCCUAGUCAGUCUAAUGCACAUGCAACGAUGGUCUUGAUAGGCCUUUUCAUUUAGUGAUUAAUUGCUAACAUUUUGUGUUACGGGGCCCAGGUGGAUUAACACAAAUAGGUCUUUGGUUGGUGGAAAACAGAGUCAUGAUAUCUUUGAAUGAAGUGAAAGAAAAGAGAUGAGAAGAAUUGAUGCUUGGUUACGAUUGAUAUUUCUUGCAUGUGAUGAUGAUGAUGGGAUGAUGAAAUUUCAAAUCUAUAUAUUCCAAGCAAAUGAUGAAUAUGAAUAUUAUUCAUGCCAUGGGCAUUUCUAUGUCAGUUGCAAUGCAAAUAAAUCUUACUUUGUCUAAAGGAA
Molecule: messenger RNA, 6157 nt
Organism: Lytechinus pictus (painted urchin)
Lineage: Eukaryota; Metazoa; Echinodermata; Echinoidea; Temnopleuroida; Toxopneustidae
Product: eukaryotic translation initiation factor 5B-like
Exons: 25
Coding region: 28-3480 (1150 amino acids)
Biological process (GO): translational initiation
Cellular component (GO): mitochondrion; cytoplasm
Molecular function (GO): translation initiation factor activity; GTP binding; GTPase activity
Source: RefSeq, a predicted model, not a curated record